CAUGCCUAAUCACUUUUCCAGAACAGUCACAAACAAUCUACUCUCUCAAUUCUUCUACUCACUACUUCAAAACUUCUUAUAAAUCCUAAAAUUUCAUUCUCCUUCUUCAAUUUUCAACAAUGGCUUCCUAUAAAGUUGUGUUGAUGCUUGUGGCUACACUAUUUGUUAGUUCCACCAUUGCUCAAUCUCCUUCAUCAUCUCCAACCAUAUCACCCGUUGCCACACCUGCGAUCUCUCCCUCCGCUGACUCACCGGUGGCAUCUCCUCCCGUACCUGUGAAGACGUCUCCAUCUCCUUUAGCAUCCGCCGUCAACUCUCCACCUGCUUCCUCUAACUCUCUCGCUCCUGCUGUUACUCCAUCAUCCAUCUCUACUCCUCCUUCUGAAGCACCUUCACCUUCUGAUAACUCCAUCGCCGCAUUGAACAGAUUCACCUUUGCCGUAUCUGCUGCUGCUGUUGUUUUUGCUGCAGCUUUGAUGAUGUAGAGAAAUUACGAAGAGUUUUUUUUGUUUUCUUAAUCAGGAAUUUACAUGGAUCGUUAACUCUUUACCUCAUUUUUGUUGUUGCUCUGUUUCGGUCCGUGUGACGACAAUUCAUUCAUUCAAUUAUUAUUCUAUGUGCACUCUCAACUCCACCAAAUUUGAAAUAAGCAGCAAUCAAAGAGUUAACAACAGCAGUAUUAGACCCAAAUCCUAAUUUCAAAACAUACCCAUGAACCCUUUUACACUCCUUUACUUUUCCCAAUGCAGCAAAACACUUCUAAACACAAGUAAAUGUAUAACAAUUCCCAACAAUUCCCAACUUCUGCAUUUUCUUAAAAAGACUCACACUUUCUCUAAAAUUACCAAUCUUUGCAUAUUCAGACAUCAAAAGAUUCCAAAGAAAAACCUUAUCAUUCAUAAUCUCAUCAAAUAUUUUUUUCCCUUGAACCAAAUCACCGCAAUUCACAUACAUAAACACUAGUUUAGCUCCUAAAGCCUCAUCAAUUGAAAUUCCAUUAGCAAAUAAUAACAGAAUGAACCCUUUUUCCAUCUUCCAAAGAUUUCUUCUCAGCACAAAGC
Molecule: messenger RNA, 1061 nt
Organism: Medicago truncatula (barrel medic)
Lineage: Eukaryota; Viridiplantae; Streptophyta; Magnoliopsida; Fabales; Fabaceae
Product: classical arabinogalactan protein 5
Exons: 1
Coding region: 120-485 (121 amino acids)
Source: RefSeq, a predicted model, not a curated record